CUUUUUGGUAGAAUGGUAACUUCGUAAGCUCCGUGUUGUGGUGACGUGACAUUCUUCCUGGUUGUUUAGGUGCUGGGGGAGACUAGAGUGAGCUGUGGCAGUUUCUGGUUCUGGGCCUGAGUUAACGAUUUCGUCAGGGCUCUCUUAAUAGCCCAGCCUAUCUGCCGCGCGGCUCUCACAGCGGGGCCAGGCCGGGCCAGGCCGCCGCUUCAGGGGCGAAAAGCUUCUGUUCUCGAUCACACUUGAGCUGCCUUUGAAGCUGCCAAAAUGGUUUUAGCAGAUCUUGGGAGAAAAAUAACCUCAGCAUUGCGCUCGCUGAGCAAUGCCACAAUUAUCAAUGAAGAGGUUUUAAAUGCUAUGUUAAAAGAAGUAUGUACAGCAUUAUUGGAAGCUGAUGUCAACAUCAAGUUAGUGAAGCAACUAAGAGAAAAUGUUAAAUCUGCUAUUGAUCUUGAAGAAAUGGCUUCUGGCCUCAACAAAAGGAAAAUGAUUCAGCAUGCGGUCUUCAAAGAACUUGUUAAGCUUGUAGAUCCUGGAGUCAAAGCCUGGACACCAACAAAAGGAAAACAGAACAUCAUAAUGUUUGUAGGACUGCAGGGAAGUGGCAAAACAACUUCAUGUUCAAAGCUGGCAUAUUAUUACCAGAGGAAAGGCUGGAAGACAUGUUUGAUAUGUGCAGAUACUUACAGAGCAGGUGCUUUUGACCAGUUAAAACAGAAUGCAACAAAAGCAAGGAUUCCAUUUUAUGGGAGUUACACAGAGAUGGAUCCUGUGAUUAUUGCAUCUGAAGGUGUUGACAAAUUUAAGAAUGAAAACUUUGAAAUAAUAAUUGUUGAUACAAGUGGUCGUCACAAGCAGGAAGACACUCUGUUUGAAGAAAUGUUGCAAGUUGCCAAUGCGAUACAACCAGAUAAUAUUGUUUAUGUGAUGGAUGCCUCUAUUGGUCAAGCCUGUGAAGCUCAAGCAAAGGCUUUCAAAGAUAAAGUCGAUGUCGCUUCUGUGAUUAUAACAAAACUUGACGGCCAUGCAAAGGGAGGUGGAGCGCUCAGUGCAGUUGCUGCCACUAAAAGUCCAAUCAUUUUUAUUGGUACUGGAGAACACAUAGAUGACUUUGAACCCUUUAAAACACAACCUUUUAUAAGCAAGCUUCUUGGCAUGGGAGAUAUUGAAGGAUUGAUAGAUAAAGUGAAUGAAUUGAAAUUAGAUGACAACGAGGCACUGAUAGAGAAACUAAAACAUGGUCAGUUUACUUUGAGAGAUAUGUAUGAACAGUUCCAAAACAUAAUGAAAAUGGGACCCUUCAGUCAAAUCUUGGGUAUGAUCCCUGGUUUUGGAACAGAUUUUAUGAGUAAAGGCAAUGAACAGGAAUCAAUGGCAAGGCUAAAGAAACUGAUGACAAUAAUGGACAGUAUGAAUGAUCAAGAACUUGAUAGCACAGAUGGGGCCAAAGUUUUCAGUAAACAACCAGGAAGAAUCCAAAGAGUAGCAAGAGGUUCUGGUGUUUCAACUAGAGAUGUUCAAGAACUCCUGACACAGUACACAAAGUUUGCACAAAUGGUGAAGAAGAUGGGAGGAAUCAAAGGACUUUUCAAAGGAGGUGAUAUGUCAAAGAACGUAAACCCGUCCCAGAUGGCAAAACUGAAUCAACAGAUGGCAAAGAUGAUGGAUCCCAGAGUUCUUCAUCACAUGGUGUGUGACUUCCUCGGUGAAAAAAUUGCCUCUGUUUUGGGAAUCAGUACACCAAAAUACCAGUAUGCCAUAGAUGAAUACUACAGGAUGAAGAAGGAGGAAGAAGAGGAGGAAGAAGAGAACAAGAUGUCAGAGGAAGCAGAAAGAAGGUUUCAAGAGCAGCAGAACCAGAGUCGAGAGGGGACUGCUGUUCAGACUGCCCAGCCAGAGGCUACAGCCUGUAGUACAUUUGUGAAUCUUAACUUUGAAACUGAAGAUUGUCUGCCUAUUGUAGAAAGUAAACAAGAUAUUACUCCAGUGUCUGCUUAGAGUGAAGAUGUUGCAUAACAAUUCCCUAUUUCUUGAAUUGUCAAAUGUGUGUAGGUCCCUUUAUGCAUGUUCAGUGGAAUGUAAUUUAUUUUAAAGGAUGGGCAGGGGAGAGCUAUUAAUGUCUUUUUAGCCAACAUCUGUCUAAUAAAGGCUAAGACACUUUGCUUAACCUGUUAGAUAAUGAAAUGCAAAUAACUGGGUCCUAAACUGACCUAUCUAUGCAGAACAAGUAAAAUGUCUUUCCUGAACAUCCGGUGCCUUCUUGACAGUUGUGGACUGAUACUUGUACUUCUGAAUGGUUUGUUAUGUAUUUAUAAGGUUACUUAUCAAAAUCCUGGUGGAAGUUUUUUAGACUAAUUGGAACUAACUCACAAGGCAUCUUUGUGACUUAGUUUAAUUUAUUGUCAUUAUUGCAUGGGUAUGUCUGUAUCUACAAUUCUAAAUAAGGUGGCUUUGUUCAUGUCUAUUAAACUAAAAACUGUCUCUAUAUGAAUAGCUAGGUUAGUAAGUCCCUAAAGCACAUUCUCACUGCUUAGGUAAAAGAGGUCUAAUACACAGAGAAUCCAGUUAAUUGACUAAUCUCUGCCUUUAUCAAGUGUUCUGGGAAGGAAUUCCAGGAUUUAGAAGGCUUGACAAUUUAUCUACAUCAGGAUAGUCGGGAUUGAGGGUGGUAUGCUGAUAAAUGUCCUGAUGGAUCUAAAUACUAGGUGAAAUAAUUUAAAAAAGAGUAUGUUCAGCCGCUAGUACUUAAAUAAGUUAAGCUAGUUAUGGGGUUCGUUUCCUUGUAGCUCUCUCCUACUGAUCAGAGUUUAAAAAACAGGCUCAGUUAAAGAGGCAGAACUUGAUUUGAAAAGUUUAAAAGAUACAUUUGAGAAGUUUUGACUGUGAGAAUAGGAGUGGGUUUUCUAGCUAGAAAUCUAUUAUUUACCUUGACAGAGUGCCAUUAAGAAUCUACUGAAGCUUGUAUAAUGAAAUGUCUGUAGGAUAAUCCCAACUAGUUUUCACAAAAAGUCUGUAGCAUAAAUGUUUGUAGAUAGACAACAGGAUCUAAAGGGAUGUGUGCAUGUGCCACAAAGGGAUGUACUCAACAAAUCUGCCUCCACAAGCACUUUCUGGCUAUAGCUACAUCCUUUAAUAAUUUAAGAUCCCUGCCUUCCAUUUGUCUUGAGUCCUUUUCUUAAAACUUAUACAUUUGUAUAAAACAGCUAGGACUUAGAAAGAAAUGCUGCAGUAUAGAUCCAUACUUUAGUGCAGUGUUCACAGGGCAGAAAAACUCUCCCAGUACUAGCCAGAAAAACACAAACAUACAGAAUAUACACACUUUUUUUCAUUGACCUUAACAGGAGGGAGAAUUCAAGUCUCACUGGGUACUCUUAAGCUUUUCGUAGUUUUAGAAUGUUAAAACAGCUUUAACUAAAGAUCAUCAGAAUCUUCAUUUGUGUUUAAUCUUAAAGUGUAUAUCUAUUUUGGAUUAGAGAAUCAUGCUCCCAGUUGUAAACUAUGUAAAAUGUAUUAUCAAAAUCUCUGUACAAGGAUCAAAAGUCCCUAAAGCACCAUUAAUAACUACACCUUUUAAUUUCUGCUAGCCAAAAAUGUUGCUAUAUUGAAUGGGGAAGGGUUUAUUGCCGUGAAGUUCUUCUAAUCACUGUGCCUUACCUUUAAUAUUUCUUUCAGUAUAUGCAAAUUAUAAAAAGUGGGUUCUUUUUCUUGCACAUGUAUUAAAAUUUUAUAUUUAAUAUAAUUUUAAAUUUCAGUUGAGUUAAGAGUUGUUAUUGUAAGAUUAGGAAAGCUUUGUUUUGAAUGUCGGUACAGAUGCUAUUAGAAAUACCCAGUGGGUUUCUAGUAAGCCAAAACAUUCACCUUACUUAGGCUGCAAUCCAUUACACAUCUACUCAGACAUAAACCCCAUAGUUUAAUAAAAUGUAUUCUCAGGUAAGUGUAUACAAGAUUGGAGCUGUGGAAGACUGCAUGCAAUUAAGACACAGGUAUGUUUUACUUUUCACAAGUGUUUUCUUCUAGAAAUAUUAUUCAGUUUACGUAUCUUCACAUAUUGAGACACCUAUGACUUUUGAAGCCUUGUGUAUUUGUAGCAUUAACAGAAAGAAGAGUUGAAUAUGCUGAUCAUGAGCAUUUACACCAGCCUUCCCAAGCCUGGUGCCAGAUGUGUUGGACUAAAAUCCCCAUCAGCCCUACCCAGCAUGGCUAGGGAUGUUGGAGGCUGUAGUACAACAUAUCUGGAGAGCACCAGCUGGGGUAAUCUGAUUUAGACUACCAGCUGCUUCCCUUAUGUCAAGGUUUGUGAACGCUGAUUUGGGAGGGUAUUUCACAAUGGUCCAUUUGACAGGUAUCGCAUGGUAAUUUGUGGGUUUUUUUUUUU
Elgaria multicarinata webbii is the source of this 4375-nucleotide messenger RNA. Its product is annotated as signal recognition particle subunit SRP54. Lineage: Eukaryota; Metazoa; Chordata; Lepidosauria; Squamata; Anguidae. The transcript is spliced from 17 exons. The coding region runs from base 268 to 1998 and encodes 576 amino acids. Gene Ontology annotation, biological process: SRP-dependent cotranslational protein targeting to membrane, translocation; SRP-dependent cotranslational protein targeting to membrane. Gene Ontology annotation, cellular component: cytosol; signal recognition particle, endoplasmic reticulum targeting. Gene Ontology annotation, molecular function: GTP binding; ATP hydrolysis activity; endoplasmic reticulum signal sequence receptor activity. The record is from RefSeq and is a predicted model, not a curated record.